Anopheles arabiensis is the source of this 1354-nucleotide messenger RNA. RefSeq lists its product as uncharacterized. NCBI's taxonomy places the organism in Eukaryota, Metazoa, Arthropoda, Insecta, Diptera, Culicidae. The transcript has 2 exons. Gene Ontology annotation, biological process: DNA integration. The record is from RefSeq and is a predicted model, not a curated record. Gene Ontology annotation, molecular function: nucleic acid binding. Bases 145 to 1065 code for a protein of 306 amino acids.
GAAAUCGAGCAAACAGCUAAAUCUUGCACAGAAUGUGCACGACAAGCCACAAGUCCACCAAAAUUCAACAAACACCAUUGGGAAUACCCUAACGCACCUUGGGAACGCAUACAUAUCGACUAUGCAGGUCCCGUGGCAGGCGCUAUGCUAUUAGUAGUUGUGGAUGCAUACAGCAAAUGGUUCGAGGUAAAGGUAACCACAUCAACUACAACAAACGCAACGAUCAGUUUACUGGAUGAACUAUUCGCAGCUUAUGGAGCACCAGUAACGGUAGUCUCCGACAACGGUCCACAAUUUGCAUCAGCCGAUUUCACGUCUUACCUCAAAAACACAGGCGUUAAGUACCAUAAGCUGACAGCCCCCUACCAUCCGGCUACAAACGGCCAAGCAGAACGGUAUGUUCAAACCGUAAAAAAGGCGUUGACAGCUAUGGGUACAACAAAAGACACUUUGCAAAAGAAUCUUAACACGUUUCUGCUACAAUACCGAAAGGCUCCUCACAUCGAAACAGGAAGUCCGCCAGCAAAGUUGUUCUUAGGUCGAAACAUUCGCACGCGCAUUGAUCUUGUGCGACCACAAGAUAUCAACACACGGAUGCAUCAGAAGCAACAAUCCACAUUCGAACCGUCUUUCCGUACAUUCUCAGUUGGACAGAAAGUGUACUGUCUUUCUGGAAACCCACGAACGGACAAAUGGAUUGUAGGAGUCAUCGAAGGCUGCUUGGGUGAUCUUCAUUAUCAAAUCAGAUCUAACGGAAAGAUGCUUAAGCGACAUGUCGACCAGAUUCGAAGCUUCCAAGGCAACGUCAACUUCGAAGAGACCGAUGAAGACGUACCUCGUCGACUGGAUUUCUAUGCGAACACUGAGACGCAGCAACCACCAAUCAAUAAUGAAGCCAACGAAACAGCAACGUCUUCAGAUGAGUCCAUUUCAUCAGAUAUUGUGUUUGGAACACCUAUGAGCAGCCCGCAACAAUUAACCUCAUCGUCAAGCGAAGACUCACCACCAGUAGCCCGCAGGUCCCAAAGACAACGUCGCCCUCCUCUACGCUACUCGCCAUCCUAGAGUGAACCAGGAUCUUCAUAUAAGAGGGAGGAAAUGUUGUAUAUGGAACACCCUAUGUAUGAGCGGUGAUGAUUGUCAUCGCUCCUGACGUGACACAACCUGGAUGCCGUCCGGAUGCACCCCGACCUGGCAUCAACUAAAAGAGAUCUAGAUGAAUCAGUAUCGUUGGCUCGUGAACUUCCACUCUUUUAUUCUCCUCAUUAUUACAUUCUUUUUUCAAUAAAGUGAAUUCAAUACGCAACACCACUGUAAAGCCACUUCAAACCCACGUGGAUUAGUGGUGGUCGAU